Molecule: messenger RNA, 593 nt
Organism: Ceratotherium simum simum (southern white rhinoceros)
Lineage: Eukaryota; Metazoa; Chordata; Mammalia; Perissodactyla; Rhinocerotidae
Source: RefSeq, a predicted model, not a curated record
GGGAUUCUCAGAGGCUCUUGAUGCCUCCAGUUCUGUCGUGUCUCCUGCCAAUCCUUUGGGCUGAAGCCAAACCCAGAGAUGGGUAAGCACCUCCUGCUGUCACUGGUCAUCCUGUCCUCAUUGCUGGGCUCCCUGCAAGCUCUACAAUGCUUUCAUUGUGAUCGAGUCAAUGCCAAUGGGGUUUGCGUGACUGGGGAAAGAUUCUGCCAGGCUAAAGAAUUCCAGCAGUGCUAUGUGAGGAAGGUCUAUGAAGAUAACAUCAUUUCCUAUGGAUACCAGGGUUGUAGCAGCCUAUGUUCUCCUAUGAUGCUCUUUAAUCGCAAUGUUGCUGUGGAUUGGAAAUGCUGCAAUAACUCAUCUCUCUGCAACAAGUUCUAAAGGCAGGGCCCAGCUUAUGCCCUGAUCUGGUGGAUAAAGCUGAUUCAGCAUACUUUUCAACAAUUAUAAUCUUCAAGACUACUGUGACCUGAAUGUGGUUUCCCUCCAAGAAGUCUCAGACUAGUUCCCUUUUCAGGCCCCAUUUCCUUUUCUUUCCAUUAUUGCAAGAUGCUGCAACGACAGUCUUUAAAACCAAAUUGGGGUGAAUAAUGGUG